Molecule: messenger RNA, 270 nt
Organism: Aspergillus brunneoviolaceus CBS 621.78
Lineage: Eukaryota; Fungi; Ascomycota; Eurotiomycetes; Eurotiales; Aspergillaceae
Exons: 1
Coding region: 1-270 (89 amino acids)
Source: RefSeq, a predicted model, not a curated record
AUGGCCGUCACCAGCACCAGCACCAACACCACCAGCACCAACCCCUCUCAACAUCCCACCGAACCGCACGAAACCCACCACCAUCACCACCACCAACAACACCACCUAGACCCCUCAAACCACACCGACAACUACCCGCACCAGAUCACCGGCUCCGGCGGCCCGACCGCCACCGCCCCGUUCCUGCGCGACUUCAGCCUCGUCGCGGAGGCAGCCAAGCGGGCGCAGAUGUCCGUCAUGGUGCGCGAUCUGGAGGGUGUGACGCUAUAG